AAACAUGGUAUUAUAAAUAUAGCACUAAAUAAGGUCCAAGCUCCAAAGUCAAUUUAUAUUCAUUCAUCUCCCUCAAUCUAUCUUCAUUUAUGUUAAUUCUUGUUUCUUAGUAACACAAUGGGUAAUCAACUUUGCAAAAGAGGAAAAUUAAGAUGGAAGAGAAAGCCAAUGGGUUUUGUUCAUCAUCAAACUUUACCCUCUCACAUUGGGAUAAAAAGUGUGGAUGUGGAUAAGGCUUGUAACUUUUCUACCACUUCAAAUCUAUGUGUUUCCAUAGUUACUUGGAAUAUGAAUGGCCAGGUUUCUUUUGAAGAUUUAUCAGAGAUGAUUGGUAGCAACCGUGAUUUUGACCUUCUAGCUGUUGGAUUGCAAGAAGCUCCAGGAAACAAAGUUGCAACUAUGCUUUCGGAAGCUUUGGAUGAAAGUCACGUACUGAUAGGUAAAGUUACCUUGCAGUCUUUGCAGUUGUACUUGUUUGGACCAAAGAAUGCAGGGUCAUUCAUUCAAGAAUUGAAAGUGGACAAACAAUCUAUUGGGGGAUGUGGAGGAAUAAUUGGAAGAAAGAAAGGAGCUGUAGCAAUUCGAAUUAACUACAAAGGCAUACGUUUACUGUUCAUCUCAUGCCACCUCUCUGCUCAUGGUCGCAAUGUGGAAGAAAGAAAUUAUGAAUGCAGGCAUAUAUCGCACUCACUCUUCUCAAAAAUUUGGAAUCCAUAUUCUAGACCGUCUCAUUUGACUGUUUGGUUAGGAGAUCUAAACUAUAGACUUCAAGGGAUCCAUACAAAUCCCGCCAGGGACCUAAUAGAGAAAAACCUUCAUAAGAAGCUGCAUGGCCAUGAUCAGCUCUUACAACAAGCUGAAGAAGGACAAAUUUUCAAUGGAUUUUGUGAAGGAACAUUGACAUUCAAGCCAACAUAUAAGUAUAAUAAAGGAACUAGCAAUUAUGAUACAAGUUAUAAGGUUCGAGUACCAGCAUGGACAGAUCGCAUACUGUUCAAGAUAGAAGACACAGACAACAUUGAAGCAACACUACAUUCGUACGAGUCGAUGGAUCAAAUAUACGGUUCGGAUCAUAAGCCAGUAAAAGCACACAUCUGCUUAAGACUUCGUCAACUUCAAACCGAAUCCAACUCGUUAACUAAUAUUUGAUUCUUUAUGGUACUAUAUGUUAUAUUAAUAUUAAUUUGUAAAUUGGUAUUCUUUAUAUUAUAUAUAGUCGGUCAAAUACGGAAAUAAAAACAAAGGAGAAUGCUAAUUUGUGAAUGCAGUUGGCCGUAUGAUGGAGACAUAUGAGUCUUGGUCGGUUUAUUGAGUAGUAAUGACUUGCGGGGUGUUCUUACUGAAUUUAUGAAUGCGAUUUAUUCCAA
Cicer arietinum (chickpea) is the source of this 1367-nucleotide messenger RNA. Its product is annotated as type IV inositol polyphosphate 5-phosphatase 11. NCBI's taxonomy places the organism in Eukaryota, Viridiplantae, Streptophyta, Magnoliopsida, Fabales, Fabaceae. The record is from RefSeq and is a predicted model, not a curated record. Gene Ontology annotation, molecular function: phosphatidylinositol-4,5-bisphosphate 5-phosphatase activity; phosphatidylinositol-3,5-bisphosphate 5-phosphatase activity; phosphatidylinositol-3,4,5-trisphosphate 5-phosphatase activity. Gene Ontology annotation, biological process: response to jasmonic acid; phosphatidylinositol dephosphorylation; response to salt stress. Gene Ontology annotation, cellular component: plasma membrane.